Molecule: messenger RNA, 2967 nt
Organism: Microplitis demolitor
Lineage: Eukaryota; Metazoa; Arthropoda; Insecta; Hymenoptera; Braconidae
Gene: heca
Product: headcase protein
Exons: 5
Coding region: 597-2102 (501 amino acids)
Source: RefSeq, a predicted model, not a curated record
CACAGCGUGUCUACUUCUCAUUCUCAGUGUAGUAACGGUCGUGAGCUUUACGUUGUUGUUUAUAAGCUAAUAAAUCGAAUAAUAAUAAUAAACGUCGUUAUUAUUUUGUCGUUUUAAAUUUUUUUAACUUAAAGUUAUUCUUUAAAUUUCAAUUGUCAAAAACCUUAUCAGUGCAUCUGUGUUUAAACUUUUUAAAUUAAAUCUUCUGUUUGUUUUCGUGUUUGACUUUUUUUUUUUUGUUGACCUUGAUAGUGAACUUUGUCAAUUUAAAUUUCGUUCUUUAAAAUCCAUAUUUAAAAAUAAUUAAAAAAAAAAAACAUUUCCCGCGUUUUUUAAAAUUUGAAUUUAAAAUUUGUGAGUUUUUAAAAUUAAAUGUAUACAAGUGUUUGUAGUUGUGUGUCAGUACAUAUCAGACUGUGUUGAACAUUGACAGCGUGCCGAACAAUGCGUGCAAUUUAAAAAAAAUAAAGCGCGCGAAAUAAAUAAAAAUUUAAAUUUGAAUUUUUUUUUUUUUUUUUCGUAUUUUUUUUUAUCUUCCGGAGUAAUAAAGAUAAAAAGUGAGUUGUGGUAUUGAAUAAGUCGAGGUCAAGGUUGACAUGGCACCAAGAAGACACGCGGGUGGUAGCCAUGGUCUGCUGGAGAUGGCCGGUAAUCACGACAUGCCAAUGGACAAUUUGGUAAGUCAUCAGCAGUCAAUUACUGGGUCUAGUACCAGCAGCAACAGCAGUACCAACAGCAAUAAUAAUAACAGUAAUAUCAAUAAUAAUGGAGUGACACAUUGCUGUGCUCCAAGUGGUGAAUGUUUGCGUGCAGACGCACUCAUAAGAUUUAAUUCUCUGCAAGACGCAGUUAAAGUUAUUUGUAAUAAUGAAACUUGUCCAAUGGGUCAGUAUAUGCACCGCGAGUGUUUCGACGCGUGGGAACAGACACUGCUGACUUAUUUAAAAAACUGCGGUCGCGCACGCAGUUGGUCUGAGAGACAGCGUCACCAAAACUUGUGGACCAAAAAGGGCUAUGACUUGGCCUUCAAGGCCUGCGGCUGCCGAUGUGGAAGAGGACAUUUGAAAAAAGAUCUGGACUGGAUCCCGCCAACGGGCUUUGGUAAUUUGACGGGAAAUAGGACCGAGGAAAUGGAGACCAAGAAGAAGAAGAGACGCAAUAGGCAGAAUACUAGGCCCAGUUUGGCCGUUUCUGCGGGUCCACCUGCUGUCAAUUACAAUGGACAUGUUGGAGCUGGUGCUAAUGGAGGCACGGGUGCUGGAGGAACUCGCGGUGGCACAGUAAGUGAGAUACAGAUGAUUGAAAGCCUUCGUGGACGAGCUGGUUCAUUGUCAUCUAGCAAUGGUUCAAGUUCACCUCCGGCUAGCAGCGAACCCAGCAUCAGUCCGCUUCAUCAACCCCAGGCUAUUGUCAAGAAAAAGACAAAGGUUGACUUUUUCGGCGAAACGAGAAUUCGACAAAGUUGCGGUGCCAAUGGAAUUUUUUCACGUCGUCUGGACUUCAGUGCUUUUAACAGUCUACCCAGGACUAAACUUAACUCCUAUCAUAUCAAGAUGGAAGACGAAGGGAAUCAUGGUAAUGAUGAUACACGAUGUUUCAUAUUGUCGACACUUGCUGCCCUGCAGUGGUCGCGUGUGUCCUGCGUCCUUUGCCGUGGGGCAAUGCUAGUCUUCGAUAGGUAUCCUCUUGUCGAUGGUACCUUUUUUUUAUCGCCACGGCAACACUCACCGUCAUGUGCUGAGGUUAAGGUAGAAGGACGCACACAAUACUUAUCAGCAGUUUGUAUGACUUGUCUUGAGGGCUGUGGUAAUGCGCCAGUACGUUGCCGUGCUUGUACUGUACAAUGGGAUGGAUCAAGUCUUGUUCUUGGGACCAUGUAUAGUUAUGAUAUUUUUGCUGCCAUGCCAUGUUGUACUGAACGCCUUAAAUGUAACAGCUGCCAAAAGCCAUUAAUUUACCCACAUCAACGAUUGAACUUCUACUCGGACUACAGUCGAGUGUUCGCAUGUCCACAUUGCCGUGUUGUCGAUGCUCACUUCGUAAAACCUCUUUUGACUUGUUUUACUCGUGAACAAUUUCAACUCUACAGUCAGUGGCCAUAACCACUAGGUAACUUCUUAGACGAAAACACCAAUAUUAUGAAUAAUAAACAUAAUUACAAAAGUAAUAAUAGUAACAGUAAUACUAUAACUAAUAAUAAUAGGACUAGUAAUAAUUAUAAUAAUAAGAAUAAUAAUAAUAAUAUUAUUAAUGAUAAAAAUAAAAACAAUGAAAAUAAUUUAGUAGCCAAGGAGAUUAAUUUUAUAAAAUUCGCCGAACAUUUACCGCCGGGUAUUUUUGAGGAAUUUACAAAUAUUAAUAUCGAUAAUUACAAAAAUAUUAUAAAUAAUAUUUAUAAUAAUAACAAUAGUUUCAUUUAAUUUGAUAUUAUAUAUAUACAUAUAUAUCUUUUUUUUUGGCUCUUAUUUUAAAAUACCCGCGUAAUUAAUUUUAAUAGCAAUACACACCGUCUCAUUUAUUAGUCGAAUUAUAAAUUAAAUUUGAAAAAUUAAUUAAUUAUUGUAAUUAGAAAAAAAAAUAGUUAAUAAGCAAUACAAAAGGCAUCAUUUGCAUUUCUACGUGUAACGACAAAGUAAUAAUAAUAAUAAUGAUUAAAAAAAAAAAUAAUAAUGAUAAACCAACUUUUGUUAAUAAGGGGGAAAGAAAUACUAUUGUUUGUUACUUAGAUAAUCGAUAAACGUUGUUUUUCAUUUUUGAACAUUUUAUUAGUUUAUAUGAUGAAUUAUGAUAAUGAUUUAUUAAAUAAUAAUAAUAGUAAUAAUAAUAAUGGGUGGUUUAAAUAAUUAUUAUUAUUAUAAUAUAAUAUUAGGCGGCCGUAGAUUUUUUUUUUGGAUAUGAGAAAACGCUCUUGUAUAUUUUUGACAAAUCGCCGAUUUUUUUUAUUUAUUUAGAAAAUUUCAUUUAUUA